Juglans regia (Persian walnut) is the source of this 759-nucleotide messenger RNA. RefSeq lists its product as uncharacterized. The transcript has a single exon. The record is from RefSeq and is a predicted model, not a curated record. Bases 1 to 759 code for a protein of 252 amino acids. Lineage: Eukaryota; Viridiplantae; Streptophyta; Magnoliopsida; Fagales; Juglandaceae.
AUGUUAGCCCCGAAGACUGAGGAGGAAAAUCAGCGGCAUUCGAUAUUCAAAACACGUUGCACCAUCAACAACAAAGUCUGUAACGUGAUUAUUGAUAGUGGAAGCUGCGAAAACAUUGUAUCCAAAGCUCUUGUUGCAGCACUUGCCUUGAAAACUGAGAAACACCCACGGCCGUAUAAAAUCGGUUGGAUUCGAAAAGGAUCCGAGCCCCGCGUGAAUAAUACUUGUCGAGUUCCUUUUUCUAUUGGGAAAGUUUAUAAGGAUGAAGCACUGUGCGACGUGGUGGAGAUGGAUGCGUGCCAUAUUUUACUUGGACGUCCUUGGCAGUUUGAUGUGGAUGCUCUUUACAAGGGACGAGAAAAUGUUUACUCAUUCCUGUGGCAGGGGCGCAAAAUAGUACUAGUUCCUACAGGGGACAAGGCACACGAAUCCAAUAGUGCAGGUAAAAAAGAUUUGCUCCUCACGGUCUCUGAAGCACAAUUCAUGACGGAUGCUAGGAAAGCAGGGGAGGUUUGGACUCUUGUAGUGAAAAGCAGUGAUGCAAUAGAGGCAACCGAUAUUCCACAGCAAGUACGUCAUCUCUUAUCUGAGUUUGGAGACAUUAUGCCACAGGAACUGCCCGAGGGGUUGCCACCUAUGAGAGAUGUUCAGCACCACAUCGACUUGGUCCCCGGGGCAAGCUUGCCGAAUUUACCUCAUUACCGCAUGAGCCCCAAUGAGCACCACAUUCUUCAAACCCAAGUGGAAGAACUUCUCUAG